Symbiodinium pilosum is the source of this 1653-nucleotide messenger RNA. NCBI's taxonomy places the organism in Eukaryota, Dinophyceae, Suessiales, Symbiodiniaceae. The record is from the annotation of a GenBank genome assembly.
AUGCCAAUGCCACCGACAGUACCCGGAAAUGACGCCGCUCGUGACAAGCUGCGUGGUGAAUUGGACAUGCACAUGGAGCAUUUACUGGACGAUUUCCGAAGGUUGCAAAGCGCUAUGGCUACAGUCAUGAAUACCAAGUUCGAGCUUGAACGGGAAAAUGCGAGCCUGAGGGAGAAACUGCACCUGGACCCUGCGCACAUGGAGGCAUGUAAAGCUGGUCGGAUGUCACCACCAACUCUUCUUGCAGUUGCCCUCCGCGAAGACCAUCCACCAGAAAAUCUGGAGAUGGAAUUUGCUGAAGCGUUUCCGAGAGAAGUGUUUCGCGAAGAAGCUUCUCCAAAUGCAGUGGAAAGUCGCGAGAAGACCUCUCGGCAGACCACGCUUGUCAUGCGAGCCGAUUCAGGAGUCGCGACAAGAUGUACGCGGGAAAGAUUCUGGGUUUUCAUGACUCAAACAGCGCCCGCCCUCGUGAUUGUGCUGAACACGUGUGUGAUGGGAUUAGCCGUGGACAAUGAGCCAGAUCAUCCUGCUUGGGCUGUCUUGGAGCUGAUUUUUGCAACAUGCUAUCUGAUGGAGUUCAUCCAGAAAACGCAUGCGCAUGGCUUCAAGGGCUAUUUCAUGGGAGUGGACUGGAAGUGGAACUGCUUCGACUUUUUUUGCCUCGUUCUCUCAUUUGUGGACACGCUCCUUUUCUUCUUGCUGCUGGCGGAUGCUAUAGACUUUUCAAUGAACUCAGCGUCACUGAUCAAGGUUCUUCGAUUGGCAAGAUUGCUCCGCCUGGUUCGGACCUUGCACUAUGAGUUCUUCAAUGAGCUGCGCUUGAUCAUUCUAGGCGUCUUUUCUGGAUUGCGCGUCCUCUUCUGGGCAAUCGUGCUUCUGUUUGUGCUGAUCUACGUGUUCGGCAUCGGGAUGGCAACCGUUGCAGGCAACCACUCUGGGAAGACACAGGCCGAGUUUGCCACUCUGUCAUCGAGUAUGUUCACAAUUUUCCGAUGCUUGACUGAAGGCUGUGCUGGCUAUGAUGGCCGACCCUUGACGGAGACUCUCCGCAUGGAGACCUUCACGGAGUUCUCAGGUCUGAUUAUGAUUGCCUACAUCUUGGUGUUUAUGCUGGUUUCUGUCGGUGUUUUCAACUUGAUUAUGGCAAUUUUUUUGGACAACGUGGUGAGCCAGCAAAACAUUCGCAAGCAGAAGGAAAUCUCGGAGACGGCCUUGAAAGCCGAGGUGAGCAUAAAGCGUGUGGUCGCACAGAUCAUCAGUGAGGAGGACAGCUGUGACCUUAUACCGGAAGACAUCGACAAGUUGGAAAUCCGGAGCCAGUCCAAGGUGCUCGAGCGAGCGCUUUCCAGAACGUCUGUGACAGUGACACGAGACAGGUUUCUGAGUUGGCUGGAAUACGAUACUUUUACCGAUGUCCUUGAGAGCGCCUACAUCGACACGUCGAUUCGUGCGCAGCUUUUCGACAUCCUGGAUGCAGACUCCGGUGGCCUCUUGAGCAUCGAUGAACUUAUCUCGGGGCUCAUGAGCAUGCGCGGGGAUGUGACCAAAGGUGACAUCAUGGCCAUGAGUUUGAAGGUGAGGUAUAUUUGCCAGCUUUUAGAAAACCUGAGCGGCAACCCGCCGAAGCGAAGACAGUCAUUGAAUCCCAGUUGA